AUGGCCAAGUGGCUGAGGGAUUACCUGAGCUUUGGUGGACGGAGGCCGCCCCCACAACCCCCCAAACCCGAUUAUACAGAGAGUGAUAUCUUCCGGGCUUAUCGGGUCCAGAAGAGUCUGGACUUUGAGGACCCUUAUGAGGAUGGAGAUGGGCAGGAGGAGCCAGAGUCAACCUGCCCCAGUUGCCCGAGCAAGCCUUCCUGUCCUGGGGACCCCUCAUACAGUUCCCCCAAACACCGGCUCAUCAAGGUGGAGUCAGGCGACCUGAACCGAAGUAAGAUGUUGCUGGGGACCCCUGGGGAGGACAAGGUAAAUGACAGUGAGUAUUCAGAUCCCUUUGAUGCCCAGCCUGAAGCCCAGUUGGGUGCCCCAGAACAGCUACCUCCUGACAACAGCUACAUGGAGCCAUAUGACGCCCAAUGUGUAGUAACAGGUGAGUGUCCUUGCCGGAGAGUGGACCUGCAGCUUUAUGAUACACCCUAUGAGGAAGAGGUGGCGGGGGACAGCCCUGAGGCUGAGGAGAGACCUCGGCAGAGCCGCCUGCCCCGAGAUGAUGAGCGGCCUGCUGAAGAAUAUGACCAACCCUGGGAGUGGAAGAAGGACCACAUCUCCAGGGCUUUUGCAGUGCAGUUUGAGACUCCUGAGUGGGAGCGAGCCCCAGGCCUGGCUAAGGAGCUCCGGAGGCCCCCGGCUAAGACCUCAGGCUGGGUGGGGAAGGGGCCCGACCCAGAGGAGCAUAUCCCCCAGCCCGCUGAGCGUGUGGACCCAGCCCUGCCCCUGGAGAAGCAGCCGUGGUUCCAUGGCUCCCUGAGCCGGGCUGAGGCUGAGAACCUCCUGGCCCUCUGCAGAGAAGGCAGCUACCUUGUCAGGCAGAGCGAGACCAGUCAUCCAGACUUCUCUCUGUCCCUCAGGAGCAGCCAGGGCUACAUGCAUAUGAAAUUCACUCGGACAAAGGAGAACAAGUUUGUGCUGGGUCAGCACAGUGGGGUCUUCUCCAGUGUGCCCGAGGUUGUCCAUCACUACAGCCUCCGUCCGCUGCCUGUGCAAGGCACUGAACACCUGGCCCUGCUCCACCCCAUCCCGGCACAGAUCCCCUGA
This is a messenger RNA of Gracilinanus agilis (Agile Gracile Mouse Opossum), 1098 nucleotides long. RefSeq names its product Src homology 2 domain containing transforming protein D (gene SHD). The record is from RefSeq and is a predicted model, not a curated record. Bases 1 to 1098 code for a protein of 365 amino acids. The transcript has 6 exons. Gene Ontology annotation, molecular function: phosphotyrosine residue binding. Lineage: Eukaryota; Metazoa; Chordata; Mammalia; Didelphimorphia; Didelphidae.